Messenger RNA from Talaromyces amestolkiae, 3087 nucleotides. RefSeq lists its product as uncharacterized. Lineage: Eukaryota; Fungi; Ascomycota; Eurotiomycetes; Eurotiales; Trichocomaceae. The transcript has 9 exons. Gene Ontology annotation, molecular function: Glc3Man9GlcNAc2 oligosaccharide glucosidase activity. Bases 1 to 3087 code for a protein of 1028 amino acids. Gene Ontology annotation, biological process: protein N-linked glycosylation; oligosaccharide metabolic process. The record is from RefSeq and is a predicted model, not a curated record. Gene Ontology annotation, cellular component: endoplasmic reticulum membrane.
AUGGUCGUCGUCAACGACGUCGAGUACCUCUGCGACGAGGAGAGGAGGCUGAAGGAAGAUCGUGAGCGCAAGCGAUACUGGAAGAAAUGGGGUCCCUACGUCGCCGAGCGACAAUGGGCGACUGUGCGAGAGGAUUAUUCGGAAAACGGCGAUGCUUGGAGUCAUUUCUCUCAUGAUCACUCCCGCUCAAGAGCCUACCGCUGGGGUGAGGACGGUAUAGCUGGUGUUUGCGACACGCACGGUCAACUCAACAUUGCAUUCUCAUUCUGGAAUGAAAAAGAUGACUUUCUAAAGGAGAGAUUGUUCGGUCUCUCUAACCCCCAGGGAAACCAUGGUGAGAGUAUCAAGGAAUGCCAUUUCCAUCUCGACAAUACACCUUCGCACUCCUACAUGAAAUAUCUGUACAAAUACCCCCAGAAAAAGUUCCCCUACCAAGACUUGAUUGACGAGAAUGCGCGCCGCGGACGACAAGACCAUGAGUAUCAGCUUCUCGACACCGGCGUCUUCAACGAAAGCAAGUAUUGGGACAUCUUCAUCGAGACCGGAAAGGAAGAAGAUGACGAAGAGGAAAUCUCCUUCCGAGUGAUUGCAUACAACAGAGGUCCUGAGCCGGCACCUCUGCACAUCGUUCCUCAAGUCUGGUACCGAAACACCUGGACCUGGGGUUGGGAAGACAAGUCAAAGAAGCCCAUUAUCAAACAGGAAAGCCCUCUCAAGGUCAAGACUUCGCAUCACGCUUUGGGCGAUCGUUACGUCACAUUGUCUCCGUCCCCGUCGUUCAAUGGAAGCGAGGAAGAUAUUCAACCCCGCAUGCUCUUUACUGAAAAUGACACCAACAAUGAAGCGUUGUAUGGAACGAAGAAUGACCAACCAUACGUCAAGGAUGCUUUCCACCGAUACAUUGUUGACGAAGAAAAGGAUGCUGUCAACCCAGACAACGAGGGUACCAAGUUCGCAGCCUGGUACGCUUUUGACGAAGGCGAUGGUGUUCCCCCUGGCGAGUGCGCCGUUGUGCGAUUCCGAUUCUCCAGGAAGAAUGAGGAGUAUGUCAAUGAAGAGGAGCUUGACAACGUGAUUGAGCAGCGAAGAUCGGAAGCCGAUGACUUCUACUACCGCAUCAACCCUCUUCCUAUGGCGGAAGAUCUCCGAAACAUCCAGCGACAGGCUCUGUCUGGCAUGCUGUGGACGAAACAGUACUAUCACUUUAUCUGGGAUCAAUGGGCUAAUGGUGACCCUGCCAUGAUUCCCCCUCCACCUGGCCGAAAGAACGUUCGCAAUCAGCAAUGGAGACAUAUGUACCUGGAUGAUAUCCUGUCCAUGCCGGAUUCUUGGGAAUACCCUUUCUUUGCUGCAUGGGAUACCGCAUUUCACUGCAUUCCCUUGGCCAUGGUCGACCCUGAUUUCGCAAAGAAGCAGCUUGACCUGCUUACGAGAGAAUGGUACAUGCAUCCUAAUGGUCAACUUCCAGCUUACGAGUGGAACUUUGGCGAUGUCAAUCCGCCAGUGCAUGCCUGGGCAGUUUUCAGAACGUUCAAAAUUGAACGCAAAAUGUACGGCCGACAGGAUCUGGAUUUUUUGGAGCGUGUGUUCCAGAAGCUCUUGUUGAACUUUACCUGGUGGGUGAACCGCAAGGAUGCCGACGGAAAGAAUGUCUUUGAGGGUGGUUUCUUGGGUCUUGACAAUAUCGGUUUAUUCAACCGUUCUGAGCCAUUGCCUACUGGAGGUGUCUUGGAGCAGGCGGAUAGUACUGGCUGGAUGGCUUUUUACUGUCUCAGCAUGUUGAACAUUGCUCUUGAGCUUGCGAAACACCGUCGUACCUAUGAAGACAUUGCGUCGAAAUUCUUCGAACACUUUAUUCUCAUCUCCGAUGCCAUGUCAUUCAAGAACAAGGAUGGAGAGACUUCUCUGUGGAAUGAGGAAGACAGUUUCUACUACGAUUCUAUCUCAUACGGAGGGCCCUGGUCGCAACAACUCCCAGUUCGAUCGUUGGUCGGUCUCAUUCCGUUAUAUGCGGCCUCUACACUCGAGCCUGAGAUUAUCAACAUGUUCCCAUCGUUCAAACGACGCCUCAACUGGUUCAUCGAGAACAAAAAUGACGUUGCAGAGCGCAACAUUGCCAGCAUGAGCAAUCGCGGUAAAGAUGACCGUUUGCUUCUUGCUCUUGUCAGCAAGGACCGUCUUGAGAAGAUUCUCAAACGCAUGCUUGACGAGACAGAAUUCCUGUCGGACCAUGGUAUCCGCUCGUUGUCCAAGUACCAUGAGAAGAACCCCUUCUCGAUGGAUGUCAAUGGCCAGAAGUUCACGGUUGGAUACGUUCCCGGUGAUUCUGACAGCGGACUGUUUGGUGGUAACAGCAAUUGGCGUGGCCCGAUCUGGAUCUGUGUCAAUUUCUUGCUGAUUGAAUCUCUUUUACGAUUCUACAUGUUCUACGGUGACUCGUUCAAGGUUGAAUGUCCUACUGGCUCUGGUGACUACAUGCAUCUGGGUCAUGUUGCUGAAGAGCUCCAGCACCGACUACAGCACUUGUAUGUCCGGGAUUACGAUGGACGCCGGGCCAUCAACAAUGGCAACGACUUGCUCGACUUUGAUGAGCACUGGAGAGAUUAUCUCUGGUUCUAUGAGUUCUUUGACGCCGAUACUGGUCGCGGUCUCGGUGCAUCUCACCAGUGUGGAUGGACCGGCUUGCUCGCCAAAGUCAUCCACGACACUGGAUUGAACUGCCGUCUCCCGCAAACCCCUCGCACACCCACUACUGCAGCAGCGCACUACUUUGACGACGUCUUCAGCCAUCCUGGGCGACCACCCAAGGGUGGCCGCAGACCCAGCCGUCUGCUCCGCCGUUCAUCAACCAGUCGCUCAAUUGGCAACCGCAGCGACUUUACAGCCAGCAUUAACGGAGCCGGGGAUGAGGAGAAUGAGGAUGCCACGUCUACCAAUGGCGCGGAUGAUCACAUGCAGGAGAACUUUACUACAUACAUUGCAGACCAGCUCAAUCGUGUUCGCAGCAGCGCGACGCUGGGGACUUAUGAGGAUGAGUUUACGACGGAGGUUGAUCGUAAUGGUACCAAUGGGACGAAUGGACAUUAA